Exserohilum turcica Et28A is the source of this 491-nucleotide messenger RNA. RefSeq lists its product as uncharacterized. The record is from RefSeq and is a predicted model, not a curated record. The transcript is spliced from 3 exons. NCBI's taxonomy places the organism in Eukaryota, Fungi, Ascomycota, Dothideomycetes, Pleosporales, Pleosporaceae. The coding region runs from base 100 to 390 and encodes 96 amino acids.
AUCCCUUACUAAGAGGCGUACACCACCUUCGCGUCUAAUAAUACGCCAUCUUGCGUCAUCCUUACUUAGUAGAGACGUUUUAGAACGCUGGGUUUCUAGAUGGAAUCUCGGCGUUAUAAGGCUAAUUUAGCAACUAAGUAUAGGUUGUACUUUAAGCUGUUACAUAAUAAGAUAAAGGAGUAUAAUAUACAGCCCUCUUAUAUCUUUAAUAUAGAUAAAAAGGGCUUCUUACUUAGAAUCUUUAGAAGGUCUGAAAAGAUCUUUAGUAAGAGGCAAUAUAAAAGAGGAGGAGUUAUUUUAAGCUUACAAGAUGGCUCUAGAGAGUGGAUUAUAGUCCUAGCCUGUAUCUGCUUAGAUGGUACACCUCUUUCUCUAUCUUUUAUCUUUUAGUCAGAUGCUAGAGCUCUAAAAUCAGCCUAGGUAGAGGCUAUUAUUCUAAACAAGCACUUAGUCUUUAUUACCUCAUCGCCCUCUAGAUGGACUAAUAAUAA